GGCCGUGGACUAUUGGAUAGAAGACUGGGAGGGGGUUAUUCCCGAAGAUCUACAUGGAACUUUCUUGACUGUCGGGCCCAGCAAAUAUGAGCGUGGCGGUGUCCCAAUAAAAUGCUGGUUGGAGGGUGACGGAGCCAUGACGGCUAUCUCCUUCAACAAGGGGAAGGUGCAUGUGAAGGCACGGUUCAUUGAGACGAAAGCCUACUUGGAAGAAAAAGUUGAAGACCGUUUCCUUUAUCGAGGACAAUUCGGGACAAUGAAGACAGGUCGACAUGGCUGGAGCGCAUUCAAAGACAGUUUUUUAAAAAUUCGACUUCCCCCGAUAAAUGCAUUCGACAUGAAGUUCAAGAAUCCGAGUAACACCAAGCCUCUCUACUGGG
Molecule: messenger RNA, 380 nt
Organism: Nannochloropsis gaditana CCMP526
Exons: 1
Biological process (GO): carotene catabolic process
Molecular function (GO): carotenoid dioxygenase activity
Source: RefSeq, a predicted model, not a curated record